ACAGUGAAAUGUAAACACGAUCGGUCGGUGGUACAUAACCUCACUUAUCUUGCGAAUUAAACUUAAAAAGCAUAUAUAUUGUUAAACAGUCUUACAAACUGCGUAAAUAUGGCAAAAACAAAGAAUAAAAGAAACGCAGGACUGGCUGAUAAAGUGCAUAACAAGAAGAGGCAUGAUAAUAUGAAAAAGAAGCUGAACCCUUUCGAAGUGCAUAUAAACAGAGAAAAAAUUAAAGUUCUAGGCAAGAAAUCUAAGCAUGACAGAGGAUUACCUGGAGUUUCUAGGGCUAAGGCCAUUAAGAAGAGAAAAGAAACAAUAGGCACAGAAAUGAAACUCAUGAAUAAGACGAACACAUUCAUAGACCGUCGUAUCGGAGAGAGGGACUCUCAACUCUCGGCGGAGGAGCAGAUGGUAGUCAGGUUCGCUGCCGAGCGGGCCAGGCAACAUAACAGGAAGAAUAUUUACAAUUUGGCUGAUGACGAGAUUUUAACUCAUAGAGGACAAACAUUGGAGCAAAUUGAGAAGUUUGAUGAUCCAAGAUCUGACGAAGAAGAUGAUGAAGAAAGCAAGAAAUAUGGGGGACUUGAUGAUGAAUUUGUCUCGGAAGGGCAUUUCGGUGGUGGUAUUCUAGCAAAAACGGAUACAAAAGACGGUUCCAAAUCCCACAAAGACUUAAUUGAGCAGCUUAUAGCAGAAUCCAAGAAGAGGAAAGCAGAGAAGCAGAAGGAGAAAGAGCAGACUUUAGACUUGACAGAGAAAUUGGAUUCGGAAUGGAAAGAUUUGCAACCGGUUGUGUUUAAGAAGGCCCGAGUGGAGAAAGAGUCGAUUAUUGAUAAAUUGUUGAGUCAAGCAGAGGAGAAGAGUCAGGAUUAUGAUAAAAUGAUGAGGGAAUUGAAGUUUGACAGGAGAGGGACUCCAUCAGACGCACUAAAGACAGACGAGAAGCAAGCCAAAGAAGAGAGGGAGAAGCUGGAACAGUGGGAGAGGGAGAGGCAACAGAGAAUGCUGGGUGACCAUGAGACGGAAACAAUUCGCGUUCAAAAAACAACAGUUAAACACAGGUCUGCUGAUGAUCUAGAAGACAAUUUCGAGCUGGAAGAUGAAAAGGAAUUCAUGUUGGCGUACGACAAGGACGGAAAACCGCUCGUACCUGAGAAUAUACUUAAAGAUUAUUCAGUUCCGAACGCAAAGCCAAAAUUCGAUGAUGGCAUAUCUGAUACAUCAUCGGAGGAAGAUGAUGACAGCGGUGAUGAAGAAGACUCCAAUGAUGGUGAUGAUGAUAAUGAUGAUGAUGAAAACGUUAACAUUGAGAAAGUAACUAAUGGUAAUGGCAAUAGUAGUGAAGACUCAAGUGAUGAAGAUGAUGAAGAACAGGAAAAUAGAAAGGUAAAGAAAGUCGUUAAAGAUGCUAUAAACCAAAAUGGUGAAAGUGGUAGUAGUGGAGACUCAAGUGAUGAUGAAGAUGAUAAAGUACAAGAUAAAAAUAAGGUAAAGAAACUUGUUGAAGAUGCUAAAAUCGGAAAUGGUGAAGCCAGUAGUAGCGAAGACUCGAGUAAUGAUGAAGAUGAUAUAACACAAGAUAAUAAUAAAGUAAAAAAAGGUGUUGACGAAGCUAAAACAAAAAAGAAAAUUACAGAAUUGACUAAACAUAAAGAAAAUGACGAUUGUAAAACUAAAAACCAAAAGAAAGAUAUAAUAAAUAAAGAAAUCAACGUAGAUGAUGAAGUUACAGAUGACGAUGAUGGAAGUGAUGAUAAUGAUACAGAGAAUGAUGAUUCAGAUGAUGAGUCAGAUGGUGGUGAUGCGAAAAAUGCUGUAGACGAUUUUAAUGAUUUAAAAUCUUCCGGUAGUGAAGAUGAAAUGGAGACUGGGGAGGAUGUCGAGAAGAUCGGUUCCUUCUUUGAACUGAAACUGGCUGAAGGUGAUAAUUUGAAGGAAUUACUUACCGGUAAAACGCCAAUACAGCAAUCAACCGCUCUCCAAAAACUUAUAAAGAGUUACGAUCCGAGUUUAUCAGAGAAUAAUAAAGAGAAACUCAGCAGAUUAUUCGCUCAUAUGUUACAAUAUAUCAAUGAUAUCUUCACGAAUUUACAUGAAGAAAGUGACGUCAUAAAAGCAUUUUUGGUUUUCGAUAAACUAGUACCAUAUUUCUUCGAUCUAGCCAAAAUGAAUAAAGUUUCAGCUAAGAAAUUCCUAGUUGAAUUAAUUAAGGAAAAACACGACGUUUUCGAGAAACGUCCAAAAGUAGUGCCCGAUUUAAAUACGUUGAUUUUCUUCAAAUUAGUACAACUAUUGUAUCCGACAUCAGAUUUUAGGCAUCCUGUCACGACGCCGUGUUUAAUUUUCUUGGCGGAAAUAUUAACUAAAUGUAGGUUUUGCGAUGCCUAUUCAGUUUCUAGAGGAUUAUUUGUUACGUCCCUUAUAUUAGAGUACACAAUGCUUUCAAAAAGACUAGUGCCUUCAGUAAUAAACUUUCUAAGAGGAAUUUUAUAUUUAUCAGCCAGCACUUCGAUUUUAAAUCCCAUACAAGUCGUUCCGCCAUUUAGGUUACACAAAGACGAGAAAAUUUUGAAUUUAGACCACGACUGUUCGAAAUUGACCGUCGAAAGCAAAAUGGCGGCGAAAGAUUUAGUGGCAAAGGAAAUUAGUGACGAUUUCAAAAUUCGAACGUUAUUUGUUUCGGUGUUGUUAUUGAAAGAGUUUUUUAAUUUUUUUAAUGAAAUUGAAGCACAACAAUGUUUGUUUGAGCCACAUAUACAGUUGUUAGGUAGGAUUGAUACGGAUUUGUACCCUGAGAAUGUACGGAAGACUGUAAGAAAAGUCAUGAAACACAUGAAGGAGACAUUGGAAUUGAAGACUUUUACGCAGUUGACGCGAGAAAAGAAGAGGCCGAAGGCGUUGAGGCUUUACGAACCUGACAUACAAGAAGUCUUCACUGGCAGCAAAUCGUCUAAACUGUCGCGUGAAGCGGCAGAUAGAGCAAGACUCCAGACUAAGUACAAGAAAGCCAUGAAGGGAGCCCUAAGGGAAAUCAGAAGGGACAAGGCGUAUAUUGCUUCUGUUAAGAUCAAACAGAAGAUUGCAAGUGACAACGUUAGAAAAGAGAAAGUGCGACAGAUUUACAAGGACGCGUCCAUACAGCAAGGGGAGUUGAACAAACUAAAAAAAAUGAAGUGAACAUUUUGAAUAUCUAUGGAAUUGUCAAUGAAAGUGUAAAUAAAACUGUUAUAAUAAUGUUCUGUUUUUAAAUGAAAUGUAAUGAAAAUAAAAAAAAAAAUCUGCGUGUUUCGGCCAGUCGCGUACUGUGGGCCACAUAAAAAAAAUUGUUGUCGUUA
Molecule: messenger RNA, 3335 nt
Organism: Amyelois transitella
Lineage: Eukaryota; Metazoa; Arthropoda; Insecta; Lepidoptera; Pyralidae
Product: nucleolar protein 14 homolog
Exons: 10
Coding region: 109-3177 (1022 amino acids)
Biological process (GO): maturation of SSU-rRNA
Cellular component (GO): small-subunit processome; nucleolus; Noc4p-Nop14p complex
Source: RefSeq, a predicted model, not a curated record